AUGAAGGAGUUCAAAAUCUACCGUUGGGAUCCCGACACACCCGCCCAAAAGCCCACUCUGCAGUCCUACACGAUCGACCUCUCUCAAUCCGGACCUAUGAUCCUCGACGCCCUGAUCAAGAUCAAGAACGAGAUGGAUCCUACCCUAACUUUCCGUCGAAGCUGUCGUGAAGGCAUCUGCGGGAGCUGCGCGAUGAACAUUGACGGUGUGAAUACGCUUGCUUGUUUGUGCAGGAUCGAUAGGGACCAGAGCAAGACUACCAAGAUCUACCCCCUGCCACAUCUGUACAUCGUCAAAGAUCUCGUACCCGACCUGACCCAGUUCUACCAGCAGUACAAGUCCGUCGAGCCCUGGUUGAAGAACGACAACCCCCCUGACGGGACAGAGCAUCUCCAAUCGAUAGAGGACAGGCGCAAGCUCGACGGGUUGUACGAGUGUAUCCUUUGUGCAUGCUGCUCGACCAGUUGCCCGAGCUACUGGUGGAACCAGGAUGAGUACUUGGGCCCUGCUGCGCUUCUCGCGACCUACAGGUGGCUGGUAGAUUCUCGUGACACGGCCAAGGCAGAGCGGAAGGAGAAAUUGCAGAACGAGAUGUCCCUCUAUCGCUGCCAUACGAUCUUCAACUGCUCGCGCACCUGCCCUAAGGGACUCAACCCAGCCGACGCCAUCGCCCGCAUCAAGCUCCAGCUCGCGGCUGACUGA
Messenger RNA from Dacryopinax primogenitus, 702 nucleotides. Its product is annotated as succinate dehydrogenase iron-sulfur subunit. The coding region runs from base 1 to 702 and encodes 233 amino acids. Gene Ontology annotation, cellular component: mitochondrial membrane. Gene Ontology annotation, molecular function: 2 iron, 2 sulfur cluster binding; electron transfer activity. The transcript has 4 exons. NCBI's taxonomy places the organism in Eukaryota, Fungi, Basidiomycota, Dacrymycetes, Dacrymycetales, Dacrymycetaceae. The record is from RefSeq and is a predicted model, not a curated record. Gene Ontology annotation, biological process: respiratory electron transport chain; aerobic respiration; tricarboxylic acid cycle.